CCUGGAAGGCGGCCGCAGUAGCUCGGAGACCACAGAAGCAACAUGGCGUCUUCUCUGAAGUAUACACACGCAGUGGUGUGUCGCAUACCGCUCUCAUUCAGGACGCGAGCCGAAAUCGAGCUCGAGGAGGCGAAGCGGCAACAUGAAGCUUACGUGCGACUUCUACGCGAGUUGGGUCUCGAUGUAAUCGAGUUGCCACCGGACGAAGCGCAGCCAGAAUGCGUUUACGUAGAGGAUACGGCCGUCGUAUGCAACGGAAUAGCGCUUAUCACCCGACCGGGAUCGGCGAGUCGCACGAAGGAGGUGGAAACUGUGAGAGCAGUUUUGAAGAAAGAACUUGACCUUCCAAUUGUUGAAAUUGCAGAUGAAUCAGCAAAGCUGGAUGGUGGAGAUGUCUUGUUCACAGGUCGCGAGUUCUUUGUUGGUUUGUCUGAAUGGACAAAUGAAGCAGGAGCGAGAGCUGUGGCAGCGGCAUUUCCAGAAUUUCCCUGCACACCGGUCAAGGUGAGACCUUGUGUAGACAUCGAUGACACCUUCAACUUAGACAUGAUACAGGUAGCAGAAUCACGGCACCUGAAGGCUCUGGUAUCCAUGGCAGGACCUGAUGUCAUGUGUGUUGGAGCUGGAAAAGCUGCUCAGGAAGUUCUAAAGCGUAUUGAACGAGAAGCAACUUUCAGCUACCAGACGCUGACAGUACCUGAAGAUAUAGCAGCAAAUGUUCUGUACGUGAAUGGUACUCUGAUUCAUCGAUCAGUUGAAGAAAUUCCAGAGUCUUGCAAGGUUUUUGCAGAGCGUAUAGACUUCCCACGUCGCUCACUUAGCAUGUCAGAACUUGCAAAGGCAGGCAGUGGUUUAUCGUCUUGCUGCUUACUCUUUCGCCGAAUGAAGCACAUUCGUAAUCUGUGAACCAAGUCCAUCAUAAGGUGCUCAUGUUGUAAGAAUGAAAUCUGCUCAUUCAUCAGUGCAUCAUUGUAUAAAGCUACACACUGUUCUAUCACAAAAAUCAUCUUCAGGAGGUCUAAUAUGAGAUGUAAUUAAAAACUUGUAGAACAACAUUUGCUGUGGAAUUUGGAGGAUACUCGAAGAUUAUUUCUCAUUCCUAAGCAUGAGACAGUCAUAUUAUGAUUCCAUAUCUUUUUCAUUUGUUAAUGUAAUUUUGACAAUAUAUUUUUUCAUAAAUCCCAGCAUAAAGUAAAACUUUAACUGCUGACUCCAUUGUUAUAUAAACAAGAUGGCCAUCUUGUAUAAAUCAAUAAUGGCUGUGAAUAGAAUACAUUAUUAAUUUUAAACAACUUUUAGUGUGUACUUGCUUUCUUGUGUAAUAGGUAGUAGGCCUAUGUUGUGCUACAUUAUAUAAGGCAUAAUUUGGCACAUUUGUUUCCGAAGUACAUGGUAAAGAAUUUGCUGUUAUUGACGAAACUGAAAGAAAUAACAUGGUUGAAAAUCAUAUUUUACACCAGAUAGAAAUGAUGGCAGCUACAAUGCAGUUAAAAUAUGACAAUAUAGUUUUAAAAUGCGAUACCAGUUAAUCUCCUUUGUGGUCCUUAACUGUACCUUUUUUUGUAUAUUCCAUAUAUUGGUGGCAAUGAAUAGAUCUGGAAUCAGUCUCAUGACUUUAUGCAUAGCUUACUGCUAAAUACAUUGCAAACACUGAAUGUGAAAUGGAGUUGUUGCAAAAGCAUAAUUAUACACUGCCACUCUCUUUGUCUCUAGGAUACAGCUUUUAUGUGAUGUUAGAUAUAAAGUAGCUUUUAGAUUUUGUACAUCUUGACUGUUUUGGAUAAAAUAAUAUGUACAGAGAAAUCUGAUAUGUUUAUCAACUAGUGUUGUGUGACAGAAUAACAAAGAAGAGUAUAUUAAGCCUGUUAGAAAUGUGCAGAAUCAAUUUAAGAUGACAACACACUUUCUGUAGUUACUGUCAGCAACUAUUGUACCCAGUGCAUGUUUGCUUUUAAAUGUUCAAGGAGUGAUAAUGAAGACAAUUGUCAACUCCUCUCUUGCCAGUUAAGGUCUGUGCUGCUGCUUUACAUAUUUUGAAAAAGUUACUUUAUGUGUAAAAGACUGGUAACCACAAAAACUGCCAUUAAAUUGUGGUAUUAAUGGUUAUAUAUACCUUGUAGUAGAUAUGCUGAAUAUUUUGUUAACAUGACUUUAAGCUUCUUGCGUGAAUGUACAUCAGUCUCAUAUUAUUCUCAACAUUGAUGCAUUUCACAUGAGCUUGCGAGCAACACUGCAUUUAAGUAUUAUUAAAUUUCUACUCAUGAAGAUUGGCGAAUUAAUUUACAAAAGGUGCGGGUAUUCCCCAGAACAAAUUAACUGAGACUUAUUAAGGAGACAGCAGUACAUGCAAUAGUGCCACUGUAUGUUUGGUAAUUUUUGACCUUGACAUUAAGUGUAUUUGCAAAAUUUUUACUUUGGGACACUGGGGAAAUAUUUAUUCAUAAGCCCAGAAUUGAAAAAGGAAAGUAUACACAAAGAGAUUGUUUCUGAAAACAGUAGCAGAACUUAUGUCUAAAUUUAUAUUUAUUUAUUUCAAAAAUAUGAUGUUACUUUGAAUAUUUGAUAUUCAAAAUGUUCUGUAAUUCACUGGAAACAAUGUCACAAGCUUUUCUACUGUACUUAUAAAUGCAAUGAAGAGCUCACAAUGACAGAAAAUGACACCCAUAUAUUUGAGAUUAGUUUGUAUAAUGAAAAUAUGUGGCUACACCUGAAUGCAAGAUCUGCACAUUAUGUUGUGUCCUACUGAAAGCAAUAAUAAAUUGUAUAUAAUAUUGCCAAA
This is a messenger RNA of Schistocerca cancellata (South American locust), 2779 nucleotides long. Its product is annotated as N(G),N(G)-dimethylarginine dimethylaminohydrolase 1. Gene Ontology annotation, biological process: positive regulation of nitric oxide biosynthetic process; arginine metabolic process. The coding region runs from base 43 to 906 and encodes 287 amino acids. The transcript has 6 exons. Lineage: Eukaryota; Metazoa; Arthropoda; Insecta; Orthoptera; Acrididae. The record is from RefSeq and is a predicted model, not a curated record. Gene Ontology annotation, molecular function: amino acid binding; dimethylargininase activity.